Molecule: messenger RNA, 1479 nt
Organism: Boeremia exigua
Lineage: Eukaryota; Fungi; Ascomycota; Dothideomycetes; Pleosporales; Didymellaceae
Product: Emopamil-binding protein
Exons: 3
Coding region: 313-1134 (273 amino acids)
Biological process (GO): sterol metabolic process
Cellular component (GO): membrane; endoplasmic reticulum
Molecular function (GO): cholestenol delta-isomerase activity
Source: RefSeq, a predicted model, not a curated record
CUGUGCCUUGUGAGCCAAUCCCACCGUUAGUUGGCCCGUGGGCACUUUUCUUGCCGCCCGAUUGUGAAGUCUUACGGUCUGGAUUGAAGGGCUUCGACUGGCGAUGCCGACAAGUCCGUGUCCCCGCCCACCGCCUUCCUCCUUUGGACAGCUUUGCCCCACGUUUGGCUAGUGGACCCCGUAACAUCGUGACUUCUUACACCAACUUUCAUUAGGCUUCGUUUGACGGCCUCCCGUCGAUUAUCGAAAAGAGCGCGGAGCAAUACUCCCCGGACGAGUACGCAGUAUACGGCAGAUUCGACAACGCGAACCAUGUCCUUCUGGAGUAGGAAGGCUACUCCCCCGCCUCCUCCGGCGCCCGUCCCGCCCGUCGCAGCUGCCACAGGCCCGCAAAUUGAUGCCACGACUAUCAUCUCGUUGCUUGGUGUUCUUGUGCUCCUGGGCGGAGCUUAUGGCACGAGUGUCAAGAUACUGCCCCAUUCGACCACCUUGAAAACGCGUGUCCUGUUCAUCUGGCACUUGUUCGAUGCGCUCAUACACUUCGUUUUUGAAGGCAGCUUCCUGUGGAACUGCUUCUUUGUCUCUUACGCUCUACCAACAUCCUUCACUGCGCAAGCGCAGGCCAAGAAGGUCACCUUAUUCACGCCGCCGGACGUGUACUGGCUGGGCCAACCGAGUCUCUUGUAUGGGGCGAAUUACGGAAGCACGCCCUUUAGUCGGCUGUGGCAGGAGUACGCGAAAGCCGACAGGCGGUGGGGUGGCACUGAUCUGACGGUCGUCAGUUUGGAAUUGCUGACAGUUUUCGUCGCGGGACCAUUGGCGCUGUAUGUUUGCCAUCUGCUGAGCAAAGACGAGAAGAAAGGGGGCUUGAGGAAGUGGUUCUGGAUGGUUGUCCUGGCCACAGGAGAGAUAUAUGGAGGCUGGAUGACCUUUGCUCCUGAAUGGCUGACAGGCAGCCCGAACCUCGACACUUCGAAUUGGAUGUAUCUUUACCUCUAUCUCUUAUUCUUCAACGGUCUCUGGGUCAUAUUUCCUGGCUGGAUCCUGUGGGAGGCAUACCGCGCUAUCAGUGCUGGUAUGAGCCAAGCUGAAAUGGUUGAUCUGGUUAACUAUCUGGGCAAGAAGACCGAGUAAUCGUAGCCUCGAACACCUCCGGCCAAGAUGAUAUUUGGAAUUUCAGUUCAGAGACUGUUUGUUGGGUAUCUAUGAGAGUGCGGCAAAAUGGCGCUGCGCUUUUCACAUGGACUUUCUUUCUGGUAGAACACUCUGCGAAGGCUUGAAGUUGAACAUUGAAAUGAAGGAUACCUAAUGUUGAUGCACUACGUUGAGCUCACAACAACCCCUCAAAAGGAAGCAUGGCAUCGUCGAUUUAUAUUCGUUCACUGGUAUCAAAUUUCCGCCGUUAUAUCUAGCUUCUGAACGUACGGCAUGUCAGAUACGGUUUGAUCAUCUAGUUUCUUAUAUGCAGUUCUUGCACAC